This is a messenger RNA of Cylas formicarius (sweet potato weevil), 1836 nucleotides long. Its product is annotated as sialin-like. The record is from RefSeq and is a predicted model, not a curated record. Gene Ontology annotation, molecular function: transmembrane transporter activity. Bases 173 to 1654 code for a protein of 493 amino acids. Gene Ontology annotation, biological process: transmembrane transport; monoatomic anion transport. The transcript is spliced from 8 exons. Gene Ontology annotation, cellular component: plasma membrane. NCBI's taxonomy places the organism in Eukaryota, Metazoa, Arthropoda, Insecta, Coleoptera, Brentidae.
CCGAUCGCAAUAGCAAAUGAAAUGGUGUUUGUUCAUAUCAACAGCCGUACACCUCUCGUUAAAACUAUGCGUUUCUGGUAAAUGUUGAAAUUAGCUAGCGAAAUUACUGUUCAAAGCGAUAAGAAUUCAAUCGUUUCAAAUCGGUGUGUUUGUUAAGGUGCGAAAUCAAAAUAUGCCUUUCGCGAACAAAGAAAAAUCGGUUAAGACAUACGGAAUAAAUUCAAAUAGCAUUCCUCCAACGGAAAAUCCACCAUCAUGGAAAUUCUGGAAGAAGAGACGAUACGUGGUAGCGACCCUCGCAUUUUUUGGAUUUUUCAAUGUCUACUGCUUAAGGGUUAAUUUAAGUAUUGCUAUCGUUGCCAUGACCCAAGAUAGAUUUUCGACUCUGGAGAACGGAACCCGAAUAUCUAUGGGUCCCGAAUUCGACUGGAGCAACGAAAUGCAGGGUUACAUUCUGAGUUCUUUCUUUUACGGUUAUAUAACCACCCAACUCCUGGGGGGCUACUUAUCGGCUAGAUUUGGUGGUAAAAUAAUAUUCGGAGCCGGUAUAGGUGUAACAGCGCUACUGACUCUUGUGACGCCAUGGCUAGCUAGCGCUCACGUUUACCUCCUCCUAGCUGUAAGAAUCAUUGAAGGUAUUUUCGAGGGAGUUACGUAUCCAUGUAUACACGCAAUCUGGGCGAAAUGGGCACCACCACUGGAACGAAGCAGGCUUGCCACCAUAGCGUUUUCCGGAAGCUACGCUGGCACGGUAGUUUCAAUGCCAGCUUGCGCUUAUUUGGCGAGCUCCUUCGGUUGGCAAAGCAUAUUUUACUGUUUUGGGAUAAUUGGCUUAAUUUGGUACGGGCUGUGGUCGCUCGUGGUUACCAAUUCUCCGGAAGAGGACAAACAUAUAACCAAGAGCGAAUUGGAAUAUAUUCAGAGGUCUCUGAGCGAUGGUGGGAGCAACAAAGAGCUAAAUAUUCCAUGGCAAGCGAUUCUAACUUCGAAAGCUGUUUGGGCGAUCGUUAUUUCCCAUUUUAGCGAGAAUUGGGGCUUUUACACCCUGUUAACGCAAUUGCCGAAAUAUUUGAAAGAUAUCCACAAUUAUGAUCUUGGCAAGUCUGGGUUCCUAUCCGGUCUUCCCUACCUUGUAAUGGCAAUAAUGAUGCAAUUUUCUGGUCAGUGGGCAGACUGGUUCCGAACCAAAGGCAUCCUGACGACCACGCAAGUCAGAGUCAUUUUCAAUUGUAGCGGAUUCGUAGCUCAAACCAUUUUUAUGAUGGGCGCUGCCUUUUGGUCCGACAAAGUAGGAACCGUCUUCUGUCUAACUCUAGCUGUAGGACUUGGAGCUUUCGCUUGGGCUGGAUUCAGCGUGAAUCAUUUGGAUAUUGCGCCGCAAUACGCUAGUGUCCUGAUGGGGAUCGGCAAUACGAUCGCCACAUUACCUGGAAUAGUGAGUCCCAUUUUGUCGGGAUACAUCGUCUCCAAACCGCCUGAGGUUUCUGAGUGGCAAAUAGUUUUUUACGUGUCGGCUGGCAUCUAUUUGUUUGGGGCAGUGGUGUAUGGCACGUGCGCUUCGGGAAACCUUCAGCCGUGGGCGACAGAAAGUCGGGAGAAAAUGGAAAGAAACGGCGUGGAAAACAAAACAUUUACAUCCGAUGACGAAUUGUAACGGAUUCCAGAACAUAUUCGGUUUGUGUGAUAUGUACAAGUAUUAGUCUCCACGAAAAACAUAUUAUUUUUCACCAUUUUAUGAUAUUAUUAUAUACUAAUAGAAAAUUGCAUAUAAAGUAAUGUCAUGCCACUGUCAUCGAUUUUUGAAAUUGUUAUCCCAUUCUUUACCGCCUCUUUAUA